Saccostrea cuccullata (small rock oyster) is the source of this 7145-nucleotide messenger RNA. RefSeq names its product follistatin-related protein 5-like. Gene Ontology annotation, biological process: homophilic cell-cell adhesion; axon guidance; dendrite self-avoidance. The transcript has 20 exons. The record is from RefSeq and is a predicted model, not a curated record. Gene Ontology annotation, cellular component: axon; plasma membrane. The coding region runs from base 379 to 5001 and encodes 1540 amino acids. Gene Ontology annotation, molecular function: cell-cell adhesion mediator activity. NCBI's taxonomy places the organism in Eukaryota, Metazoa, Mollusca, Bivalvia, Ostreida, Ostreidae.
GCUUUGUUACAAAAAUGAUUGAUGUGGAAAAAAAAUAGCUUUAGUAUUCAGUGAUUUUAAUCUGUGUUCGGAAAUGAAAAGACUUUCCUCAAUUACGGUAUGUUAGGACUGUUGGAGGAAGCACUCUUCAGGUUGAGAGGUGUGAUUUGGGUCAGCGUUCGUGGGACGUGCCCUUUGAUGGGACGUCAGAACCCCUCGAUUAUUCUCGCAUGAGAGCUUUGUUAGUUCAAGAAAUCAAUAUUGCAUUGCAGAGCUGAAAUAUUUUUGCUUUAGCAUUAUUGAUGCUGGCUCAGAAGUGGUUGGUGUUUAAUGGGAAAUUUCUGUUCAUUUUAGAUACAUGUCUGGCGUAUUUUCUAAGAAGUUGAACCGGCUUUCACAAUGAAGUGGUGGAUGUUUGUGGUGAUCUGUGGCGUGCUGUGUUGUCUGUCUGAGGCCAGACCUCACGAAAAGAAACAUGGUACCCUGUACAAUGACCCAGGUUAUAUUGGAUACUGGAGACCUCCUGUCAACAAAAUCUACGUCCCCGAAAAAGAAACAAAAUCUUCAGAAACAAGGGGGGACAAAUCUGUUGGUUUGACGUUACAUGAACCUGUGCACCCAGAAAAAGGAGAGAACACUGCAGGUCAAAAAUCGACGGAAAAGAGUGGAGCAAAAUCUACAACAUUGAAUCCUAACCACCAAACACAAAAUCAGGAGGUAGAUCGUGUUCAAACUGACCAUGGUGAAGUGCCUCACACAGAAAGUGAAAACAGUUCCCUUCAGAAGGCACACAGAGGUAGAAUCACCAGUGUAAAGCUGACCAUUAGAGAUGAUGGGAGUCCCUCUAAGUGGAGUGAUCAGAUGAAAGAGUUUAUCAGGGAAGUUUAUGGUGAUAAGCUACCAUACACGGAGACCGAUGUUGUAUUAGACAGUGACAUCGGGAAAGUCAAAGUAACGACAGACAACACUGUCAAAGAAAGCCAGGCAGCACAGACCGAGGCUAAACCAUCAACAACUACUGCUGAAAGCCUCCAAAACCAACAGAAAACAACACAGAGAUCUGGUACAUUGCUGAGAAGCAGUGAAGGAACUGUGAAAAAAGUGAGCAAUGAUUCAAUGAGAAAAGUUAUUGAGAGGAUUCAAAAUGAUCAGAGCAGUGAAGAAGAGCAAGGGACAGCGACUAAUGAACAAACAGAAAAAGAAGAGGCAAAAAUAUCACUCAGAGAGAAAGAAAAAGUCUCUGAUGUUGUGUUGGGUCAGAAACAGAAAGUCAGAGGGUCAAAGGUCUCUUCCACCACAGCAGCGCCCUCUACCCGACCCAAUCCUCCUACCACCAGACCUACUCGUGUGACUCCUGUGUCAGAGAGAAAAACCAAGCAAAGGAAAACCAAGCACAUCUUGUCUAGACCGCAUGUGUCCUGUUCAUCAGACCGUGACUGCCCCUCCGGUAGAGUCUGCCACAAAAGAUCCUGCGUGUGUGGUGAUAGUACCCUCUGCUCUAAGCAUGCUCACGCUGUGUGUGGAUCGGAUGGGGUGGUGUAUCCCAGUCACUGCGAGCUCCACAGGCAGGCCUGUCUGGAACAGAAACACAUUAAGAUCGACUCCGGGGAAGCCUGCGCCAGCCAUCAGAAGGCUCCACAAAUAGCUCAGCAGUCUGCCAGAAAUAACUCAAUAGUCAGAGGUAUCAGAUGUGAAUAUCAAGUUCAUGAGAAACUAGAAGGGGUACUUUGGGGGAAACAGAUAGUAACAAGCCAGGCCGGUUCCUGGGAGCUCUGCCUCGAUCGCUGCGAACAGCAGGCCACGUGCCUCGGAUUUGAGUACGCCGCAGAUAGUGGUCUUUGUGCGGUGUUCCAGAGGGGACAGGAUGUGACCUAUUGGCCUAACCCUAAAAUGACCUUCUAUGAGGUCCUUCGCUGUAAACACUUUCCGGCUGACAGGAAGUGCAGUUACGAGCAGAUGAAGUUGAAUUCUGAGAACAUGUACAUGAUGUGCGACGUCUCUGUCAGUUUCACCAAGGACAUCAUUGGUUGCCAGUCUGCCUGUAGGGAGUGUAAGGCCUUCACUUACAUUCAGAAUGGAGGAGUGUGCCAGGUGUACUACGACGAAUCCUGUGUCAACAUGCUGAACACUAUGGGCAAAAAUCACUACAUCAAACACUGCCAUAAUACAGAGACCAACUCUAGCUGCCAUGUUUUGGAGGUGACCCCUGGGAGGUCACCGUACAUGUGCAGUAAGGCCACCAGUACGCUGUCCACGCUCCUGGACUGCCAUGACACCUGUCUCCGUGGACACUGUGAGGCAUUUAAGUUCCUCAACAAUGGCUUCUGUGAAAUCUACUUUGACAAAUCCUGUAUAGAGAUGUUAGAAAAGGGACGAGAGAAUUACUAUGUCAGGAGAUGUGCUAACCCAGAAGACUGUUCCUACCACGAGGUCCAGCUUCCAGCCUCGGCUCCCUGUGAGAUCAGAUCUAACAAGAUCAGUUCGUUUGAGGACUGUCGUGACAGCUGUGAGGACUGCAUAGCCAUUAAGUACGACUACAACACUGGGGACUGUCACCUCUAUAACCAGGAAUCCUGUAUAACUCAGAAGUCUGUUAAUUACAUCAAGAGGGAUUGUGGGGAGACAAAGGGUGUAUCUACUGAAAGAGAGCCAACACUACACCGAGUCAAAAGACCAGAUGGCAAGGCACAACUCAAGGCACACCUGACAGUAAAGGAUGAAGAUAAAACUGGUGUAAUUCUACCAUCAGAAAAACCAGACCAGAACCAGAAAGAGCCAGAAAUAAAACUUAGCCUGGAGAAGGUCACCUCUAAACAACCAACAGAGAAGGGACAGUAUGACAACGCCCUGGAUCCCAAGACCCUGAAGGACAGAGUGGAGGAGGCCAUGUUUUCUGAUUUGUGUACGACCCAGGAGUACGUCAAGAUGAAGGCAGACAUCCUCAGGUACCACUGUGUCCGCUUCCAGGAGAAGGACUGCUCCCCGACAGCUCUCUAUGGCAAGAGGGAUUACUUGGCCUCCUUGAUGUUUAGUUACUAUGACAAGAACAUGGACAACAAAAUCAUACGAGAUGAAUUAUGGGACAUCUGGGUCACAGAACCGUUUCAACGCAUGUUUGCCUCGUGCUCCCUCAUGGACAUGUUCAGAUUUGAAAACAUUCAGGACGAUGAAAUCCAAGAAGAUGAAUUCCUCAAGGCAUUUGAUUUAGAGAUAGCUGCUUUUGAGGAGGAGUUUCAGGAGGUGCCAACAUUAGCGACGGUUGGUAAUGGACUGGAGCUGCGGUGUGGAAUUUCCCCAUCCUCUGAGAAUUCCCACAUUAUCUGGAACCGACACAACACAGACCUAGAGACAGUAGCCUUUCCAGGAAUCGCUGUUUUCUCUGAUGGGACGUUAUACUUUGAGAACGUAGGCAUCCAUCACAUUGGAAACUGGACUUGUUACGACCAGUACAGACCAGGAUUCAAACAAGUCCAUGAGUUAAAAGUUAACGUCCCGCCCAUCGUUAAGGUGUCCCCCUCCUCUAUGAUGUUACCGGUGAGUGGAGUGGACAUUCACCUUCACUGUCAGGGAGUAGGAAUUCCACCCCCCACCAUCCAGUGGCAGUUCAACGACAAGGUCAUCCCAGCCUCUCCAGAUCACUACGCCAGAAUUCAUGAGAAUGGGACUCUGAUCAUUAAGGACUCUAAUUACCAGAGAGACUCGGGAGCGUAUAAAUGUGUGGCCACAAACCCAGCUGGCAGCAGUCAGGAUAUAGCCAUGUUAUACAUUCAGAAACCGAACCAGACCGAAAAAUUGUACGGUAAGCAGACCACCAGACAGGAGACCUUCUUUGUGUUUCACCAGACUGGCUACAGCGCCUAUAACCCCAGCGGCUGUUACACCAAGCGACAGGUCCACAGCAGCUUCGGACACCUGAAGUACAUACCUGAGGAGCUGGACGGGCCCAUCUACCUGUGUGACCAGAGGAAGGAUUGUGUCUGGGGACAGGUGGUCAACGUCAGGAACAAGUUUCUAUAUAUAGCUCAGCCGAGCGAGCACAGAGUGGUGGUCAUAGACUCGGCCGAAACAAUGAACCCAGUAGAGUUUAUCAACACCGACCAGUUUCCAACAAAACUAUACUACGUAGAACAUUUGGACGAGGUCUGGGUUUUAUGCUGGAACUCUGAGACAGACACAGGAAGUAAAACCGUUGUCGUAAUUAGAGAUGCCAGUUCAGACUUGCGACAUCGUAUGGUCCACACUCAGCCUGUUGGAUACAAAUUUCAUCUGGUACAAGACAUGUUCUUACCACCCGCCAAUGACCUCCAUCACAACCAGCAGUAUGGAUAUGUCAUUCACCGGGACCAGCACAGCAUGUUUAAGUUGGAGCUGGAGUCUAUGAGGUACACUAAGGCUGUAGAUCUGGACGUCUUUAACUGUGUACCACAGGAGGUCGCCUUCAUACCCCUUGGGGGACAUAUUGUUGUGGAAUGCCUACAAUCCACCCCCAGUGGUUCUAAGACCCUGCAGAUCUUAAUAGACUACAUAACUGACACACCUGUCUCUAAUGUUACUCUGUCUGGUACCCCAUAUGUAUCUCCAGAUUCCAAGAAUAUUGUGACUGUAGACAAACAAACAGGGAAGGUCAACAUUGCCAAGGUCACGGGGAAGGGAGAAAUCUCCAAGAUGACAGAAGUUAUAGUUGAUUCUAAGGUCAGUGAUGUGACCUUUUUCCCAUCAAACCAAGGUCAUGGUUACAAAGUUGUCAUGACAUCACAAGAACUGCCCGAGAUCUACUCCAUACAACUAGACAAUGGAAAGAUGACCACACUGAAAGACAUCGGAGAACCCCAGAUGUCUUUGAACUCUUUCACUCAAGUUUCCCGUGCAGUGAUUGGAGGAGAUUAUUUCAGCAGGUACUUUGCCACACCAUCAAAAGACACUCUGCUGAUUCUGAAUGGACAAAGUCUCUACAAAGACUGUCAGUUGUCUGGCCUUAAAAACCCCAACAAAGUGGCGUACAAUGUGGCAUCGUUAGUGUGAGGGACCAUCUCAAAAAGUGUCCUACAGUGUGGCAUCUUUAGUGUGAGGGACCAUCUCAAAAACUUGAUUAUAUAAGGGGUUGUCUUAAUAAUUUGAAGUAUCACAGGUCAUUUGUAAAUGUAAACACCCAUCACAAUGUCCCUUUCGUUCUCAGAUACUUGAGUGUUAAUAAUAAAUAGGUAUUGGUUUGUUGUGAAGUGUAUGAUUUUCAAACCUGCACUAACAUGUAUCAUAAAUAUAAUGUACUUCAGUUUCAUAUUCAAUACACUGUACUGUUGUGAAAUUUUUAACAAUUUAUGUUGAUCUUGAAUGAAUUAAAUUCAUGUGAUUUUGGAAGUUGAAAAUGUCCACAAAGUUGAACUGCUGUGUGAAUAAUUAUUAUAUAUAUUAUUAAUGAUUAAUGGAUAAACUGAGUCCCAUUUGUCAUGUUAAUGAGCAUCACAUUUUGAUUUUGUAUGUGUAUAUUUAUGUUACUUAAGUGGUUAAAUGAGUAAGAGUGCGAGAUUCAUGUAGCUUAUGUCUACUUAAUGUUAAAGUAUCUCUCAAAAGAGAUUCGUAAACACAGUAUGAACAGUCUGAAUUGUGAAUGAGAGGAAUUGGAUUCCAACAUUUUAGUCCCCUGUAUAGAUUAAUACUCCUGAUGUCAAUGACGUGAACCCGAUGCAGUGGCAGUAACUUCGGUAAUGUAGUGAUUUACUUUUGGGUCAUCUUUUUACAAUGACAGUAACUUAGAUAAAGCAUUGAAAAACAAAGACAGAUAGAGUUCUGAGACUGCUGAAGUCAUUGACAAUAAUUUGAGGAAUGUUUUGAGUCGGCUUAUGACAAUAACAAUAAAUUAGUGCAAUCAGCUUAAGUUAGUGACUAUAACUUGUAGGGAUGACAAAGGCAGAUUUGCUUCUUAGUCGGCUUUAGUCAGUUAAUGUUCACAGAACACAUAAUAGUGUGUCUAUAGUAGGCAAAAGUAGACAAGGUGACUGGUACAAAAUGUUUCUGGUGUCCUAUGUAAAGGUUGUAUAAAUUAAGUAUUAAAACUCAUAAUGUUAUCUCUUUGAAAGGAAGAUUUUUUUGACCAUGAAUUUUAUAUACCUUUAGGAUAAAUUUUAAAAAUUAUAAAUGCCAAAGAUGUGUAAUCUUUCUGUAUUGAAAUCUUGAAAAUAAGGAAGAUAGGAAAUUUGCAGUCUGAAAUAUAUAGCAUGUAUUGAUUGAAGUAUGUUUGGUUUAUAUGGACUUAUAAGGACUUAAUUCAUUCAGUUUCUUUCCUAGAUCCCAGGCUUUGUACACAUCAAAGAAAAUGUGAAUAUUGUGCUUUAGAAGUUCAGUGUUUGGUAAGAUACAGGCACAGCCUACAGGAAACAUUUUGAGUUCUUAUUUUAUAGCGAGCCUAGUGCUUCAAAUAUUUUCAUAUAUCUUUGAUUUAAUUUGCAGUUUAUUAAUUGUAUCUUAUAUACAUGUACUUAAAUUGUUUUUGAUUUAUUAAUUUACAAUCAAUUUACCAUGUCAGAAUUAAUUUUACGCAAUAUGCUUAUUUUUUACUUUUCCCCUUUUUUUUUUAAGUAUUUAGAAGAUUAUUUGUCACUAAUAGAUUGUGAUUUUACAUUUUAUUAACCUUUUAUAGAUAUUUUGUAUUAUUUUUUAAAAUGUUUUAAAAUCAAGAAGAAGAUCUUUAUUUUUUUUUUUUCUUUGAUUAAACAAUAUUUGUUUUACAAAAUAUACAUGAGCAUGUAUAUAGAGUAGAUGUUUUGUAUAUGUUUUUAAAAAGUGAAAAAAUCUCUAUUUAGGAAUAAAAUCUCUUGUCCUAGAAAGUUAAAAUUAAAAUCAUGUCCAAAACUACAAAUUAAUAGCUGAGAAAUGUUUGCUUAUCAUGCAGAUAAAUAUAUAUGGUUUGACUUAUAUGGUGUAACAAUUACAAAGAGUUUGACCUAUAUGUGUAAGUUCCUCACUUUGUCAUGUUGACAAUGAUCUACUUAACCAUGUUCUUUGUUUUUGAUUAUAUUCAGAUGUUUAAAAUUUGUUGUGUUCAGCAAUUCCAUUCCUGCUUUAUAAGUGCUGAGUGAUUUCUUUGUUAAUCAUAUACAUUCCUUACAAAUGUUUGUUUUUGCUAAAUGCCUUUUACUGGAGAAUAAAUUUUGUGAUUCUGAAAAAUA